GUGCAGCGUGCUCCUAAUUAAGCCAAAUCGAUGCUACUUGUCGUUUGCUUGUAGUUCAGAAGGUGAAUUCAACGACGUAGACGUACAGAGCGAACAGAGCCAUGUUUUGCUGUUUAAAUAAAUUACCAGUCCCUCUACAGGUAGUAAACUAACGACUUUGUUCAGCUUAGAUAUCGAGUUAUUUUCUCCUAAUAACUGAAAACAGAAAUGGAGCAGGGUUUGGUCACGUGGAUGUCGCCUUGAGGUUAAUGUGGGAGACACAAUUAUAGUUAUUUAGUGCAAAUUUCUUCUUUUUUAAGGGGCUUUUCACUCAGUUCUUGGAAGUGAAGUGAAAAUCAGCCAAACAUGUUCCUUUUUAGAUCUGCAUGGGAAUGUGCCUUCACCAGGAUAUCACAGAAGAGAGUAAAAAGGCCAAACUGCAGAGCUCCAGGAUAGAGCAAGACCUCUGUGAACAUGCCAAGACUGAGAUGAAUGUGGUGAAAAUCCUCCUGCUUGGUAGGUUAAAGUGCAACAGUAUGAACACCUUAUCAUGUCAAUUCAGUUUUGACCCUUUGAAGGGAAACUUUCACUUGGUUUGUGUUAUAGGGGCUGCAGAGAGCGGGAAGAGCACCCUGAUCAAACAGAUAAAGAUCAUCUACAGUGGCUUCUCUAAACAGGAGCUCAUCAGUUUCAAGGUAUUUUUAGGAAUCUUGACACAUUAAGACUACUACUAUAUUUCUUGCAUACAAACAGGAUAAAUGUCUCAUUUCCUCUCCAGCCUGCAGUCCUGGACAACCUGCUGAUCUCCAUGAAGUUUGUCCUGCAAGGAAUGGGGAUACUGAGGAUUAACCUCGCAAACAAGAACAACAAGGUAAGACAAGAUGAGUAUUAGUCUGGAGUAGGACUGGACGAUGUAUCAAUAUAAGAAAUAUCGAUAUAUUUUUAAAUGAGAUAUUUGUAAUUGGACUGUCUUUUCUUUUUUCUUUUAUCUCUUUUACCUCCUUCUUAUUUAGACUUAUUGUCCUUUUAGCCUUUGUUUUACUUAUAAUCUUUUCUUAUUUAACAUUUUAGGCCUUUUAUUUUAUUUAUUUAUUUAUUUUUUAUUAUUUAUUUUAUUUGUUUUUAUUUUAUUUUAUGUAUUUCUAUUUUAUUUUAUUUUAUUUUAUUAUUUUUUCGUCUUUUUAAGUCUAAUAGCCUGUUUCCGGUGACAUGUCAUAUUUGGCUUUGACCGUGACUAAACAUUUGCUUUCACUUUGCAAAAACAAUAUCAGGAUAUAUAUCGUAUAUCGAUAUUCAGCCUAAAUAUAUUGGGAUAUGACUUUUGGUCCAUAUCGCCCAGCCCUAGUCUGGAGGAAAAUGUAAGGUAUGAGGGGUGAGAUGCAAAAAAAUGCAUAUAUUUCUUUGUCCAUCUGUCUUGAAGUGAAAAAGUCACCAGUUAAUAUCAUAAUUUUCUUACAUGCCUGAAAAAUAAGUAUUAGUAGUGAUGAAAAAGUCCAUGAAUGCUGUAUUUUAUUGCAGCCCCUCAUUACACCACUAGGUGUCAGCCUUCAUCUUUGGCUGGGAGGUCAUAAAUUCAGAUAGUUGAUUAUUCUUACUCCAGAAGGUCCAUCAUUUUUGUUUUGGCAGGCAGCACAAUCUGCAUUAUGUUACUUUAAGUGAAAAGUGAGUUAAAUUUGCACUUUUUACAUUUUCGUCUGCAGAAACACGCCCGCUCCGUCCUGUCCUGCAGUCAGUGUCUGGGAGACGACCACGAGCUGCUUCCCUUUGUGGCUCACGCUUUCUGCGCGCUGUGGUCCGACCAAGGCGUGCGAGCAGCCGCAUCCAGAGGUUACGAGUUUGAACUGAACGACUCGGCUCUAUAGUAAGUAGAAUCCCCUCAAGUGACCUGUCAUGAACCAAUUAUGACUGACAGUGCAAAUGUCAGGGGGAAAUUGCCCAGAUAGGAGUAGUAGUGUCGUCGCAUCUUUUCAGUGCUGAGCAGCAGUAAAGGCAGGGCCGGGAAUAGAUGUGCGCGACAGGAAAUGAUUCCCGUGACAUUUUUUUAAAUGGGAGCCUUAAUUAGGAGCAGUGUUUGCUGAUAUCCAGGAGAGUAAUGAGGGUGGAGAAGAUGAAACAGCCAUGAUUAAAGGGGCGGUUUUCUUGUUUGGCGAGUAUAAAAAGCACAGCAGCAUCAUGUGUAAACUGCCCGUUAUAGAAAGUCACAAAGAGGAUUUUUAAAAAUUCUCAGUGCCAGUUUUGCACAUACAUAUUGCCAUGAUGCGUAUCUCUGAGAGGGGCAUAUCGGAUUUAUGAACGGCAAAGCUGUCCUUCAGCAGCCGCAACCUUUCAAUUGUUCGACCUAAAAAAAAAAAGUUUUUUUAGCGCCCUGCAGCCUCUAGCACGACCCUCCACAUAGAUGACUGUUCGAGUGUGUGACGCAUUAUCAGCUGAAGUGUACAUCCUUAAAUGGAGUGUGUGUAACAUUGCAGUACUGCUCUGUUCUGCACUCUUGAUUAAAUGCCAACUCUAUAAAGUGUAAUCAUUUCAUGCACAAAAAGCACAACACAUACUGAAGCUGUAAAAGGAUAACCAUUUUUCAAAUCCUCUAUAAAUACUAGGGGUGGGAGAAAAAUCGAUUCACAUAAGUGUCGGGAUUUUUUAUUUUUUUGUUGGAUUUUUUAAAUUUUUACUAAAGUUUUUGUUAAAAAAAAUCGAUUUUGAGACUGCAAAUGGGGUGACGCAACUCAAGGAAGAACAUUUAUGAUCAUUUCUUUAUAAUUUCCUUGAAGUAAUAAUCAUCAUAUUAAUCAUUUUGCACUGCAGACGCGGUAGUUCCUCUGCCUUAGCGUCUCGGUCUGAUUGCAUUUCCAUGAAGAAAUGAUAACUUAAUUUUAUGCCGGAAUGUCCCUUUAAGGCUGUACCCAAAAAGAGUGAUCCCUGGGUCUCUUUAAAGCAAUUUGGAUCGAAUUUGAUAAUGUGAAGGGCUACCUGGAUUACUCUGAUAGCUGCAGCAUCUCCAAAUACCAGAAAUGAUGUAAAGUAACCCUUGUUGCUAAGUCUUUUAUUUUGAAAGGGUGUUCAAGUCCUGAUCUCAUUGGCGACAGGGGGCAGGGAGCAAAUAUGUCGAGUUAAAGCAGGGCUGGCUGGGAGAGAUGAAGAUGUGAAAGCUUCAUUAUCAGAGCUGGAUUGGAGCUGCAGGACUGUUCCACACACACUCAGACGACUCUCUUUCAACCCUUUUUCUCACUGUACUGGACCACACAUUGAUUUCUCUCUCCAGAAAUAUUGGAUCAGACUGGUUCUUGACACACCUGGACCUGAGGGCACCUGGGUGUGUAAAAUGACUUGUCAGACAUUUGUCUUGGCAUGAAGUGGCCUGUUAAUGUCGCUGGAAGUAAUUUGUAGUCUCAGCAGGUGGACUGGCGUGUGUUUAGAUCAAUUCUUAUCAUGACUGGAUUUAUUCAGUUCAAAUUCAUACUUGCAGCAGAACAUUUAACUACAGUUAUUGGAGCGAAAGAGCAAAAGAUUCAGCAAAAAGCUCUUCUCACCUGUUUAUUUCAAAACCUUUUUUUUUGUUGCUCAAAAUUUGUAAGGCUCAAAUAAUGUCAAAUAUGGCAUGUGUGAACACGAGCGCUAAUGUUCACACGGGGUCAUGGUGAGCAGAUUUCAGUACUGAGCAGAAACAUUUCACCUAAACUCACCAUGAUCAAGUAAAAGGGAGGGAUGACACUUGCUGUAAAAUACAGAAUACUUGUCGCUCUCACAAAAUUUGUAAGGCUCAAAUAAUGUCAAAUACGAAGGGUUAUAUAUCAUUUGAUAAAUGCAAAGUCAUAUUCCAGUGAGCCUUUGAAAAAUGCAGAAUAUACUUUUAUUAUUUACUCUUAAGCUGCGAUCACAAAUGCUGUAAAGUUCGGAAAAAUAUCAAUUUUUUUUUGUGUGUGAACACGAGCAAACAAAUGGUUCAAAUCCCAGAGCAGAAACAUUUCACCUAAACUCACCAUGAGCAAAUGACAGGGAGGGGAUGAUACUUACCAUAAAAUAUUAAAUACUCGCCGCUUUGUUCAGACUUAUCCUCCCCAGAACAUGAAGCUGUUUUUUGCUUACCUGCUGCUGAUUACAUGCUACUUCAACGCCAAAAUGAAUUUGUAUUACAUUCGCCCCAGAACAUCUUCUUCCCAAAUCUUCAAACUUGCAGAUUUGUUUUUUUCUGCGUCGAGUCACGGCCCAAAGUUUGCUCAGACCUCGUCAUCCUAAGUCAAAUCACAUUUAGCCGCACUGUGAAGAUACAAUUUAGUUCAAAGUGCUUAAAAUCAUUAAAACAAGCUGUUAAAAAUCAAAGCAAGAUAGUAAAGGCAGACGGUUUAAUUAUGACAGUUUAAAAAUAGAAGUAUAAAACCUGUAUCUUGGAAAUUAAAUGGGAAAAAUAGGGACUGACUGCUGUAAACGAGUGAGUCUUCAACUUUGUUUGCAAACUGGACGUCUUCUGGUAGUUUAUUUCAGAGAUUUGGAGCAUAAACUCCAAACGUUGCUUCUCUAUAUUUGGUUCUGACUCUCGGGGGCAGAAAUCAGACCAGCACCAGAAAACCUGAGCAGUCUGAACUCGAAGAUUAUUGAUGUUUUUGGACAUAAACCCCAGAACACAGAAGUGAGAAAAGCGUCUCAUCUCAAAAUGUUGCGGUGUACAGUUGGUUUGGGAACAAACCGAAUCAGUGAGGCAACUUUGGGAUUUCUCUUUAGUUUUAUGCUGGUAAACUCUCCAUGUAAGGAGCAAAUGUAAGGGCUGCAUUUGUGUAAUACAAACUUACUGUCAUCUAACGAUCGCUUUCAAACAUCCUCUGAAGAGAUUUAUGCGCAUAAACGCAGCAACCAAGCCGCUCACGGACAUCGUCCUCUGAGAGGAUUUCGUUCUGGCGUCUCAGGUUGCAGGUUGGACUGAAACAGUUCCUGCAGGCUACAUAACCUCUGACCUCAGGAUCUGGAGAUUUUAGAAAUGUGAAGUGAUGUUACAGAAGAAGUGGAGAAUAAAUAACUGAAAAUCAGUGCAGAAGAACCUGAUACAUCAUCUUGUUUUGUUCUUUAAAUCCCUCCACAUUGACCAAACCUGAUGCUGAGAGUGUUCACUGUGCCUCCGGCCUCCAUUCACAUACUGUACACGUCCAGAGGUGUUGUAUGAGUAAACUUAUUUUACUUCUGGCCUUUAGCCUCAAGUCGGGAUGGAAACCAAGCGAGAUUUUAUCAUACUUCACUCAAAUCCCUCUACAGUCAGACUUGAACACUUUUUUCCAAUUUGCUGAGGAACCCUCUGUGAGUAAACAUUCAAAAAAGGAAACCAGACACACGAAAGACUAGAAACAGUUUGAAUUACCUGCAUUUAUCCAUCUAUAUGAGCUAUAGAGACAAGGGUCAUGCAUUUGCAACAUUUGUUAAACCAGAUGAAGCCCAAUCUGACCGCCAAUCGUGUGAUCCGUGGCCUUUUUUUCUUUUUUUUUUCUUUCUUUGAAGUGAAAUGUGAUCGACAAAAGACCUUGUAUUAAAAAAGAACAGUACACUCUGUUAUUCCGGAUUAUUUCAGAUGCUGAAGAGACACAAGUACUGAGUGAAACAUGCUGAACUGUACAGCUAGUGUGCUCAUUAUUUAUUGAUAAACUUGUCCGUGAAUUAUUGGUGUCAGAUUCAAAAGUAAAAUCAUAAAAAUGGACAUUUACCUGCAUAAUUAAUGGUUUGAAAUGUCAGAUGUCACACGUUGGUGAAUUCCCUCUUUUUUUCCCCCUCUUUAGUUUCUUUGAGAGCAUGAAUCGAAUCAUCGCUCCCAAAUACGUCCCCACCGAGAUGGAUGUCCUCAGAGUGAGGGUGAGGACCUGUGGCAUCAUCGAGACGCAGUUUCAACUAAAUGAAAUGAUCCUUCGGUAAGAUUCGUCUCAAUGUGCCAUUUCUACCACACACACAGAUGGGCGUGUAUGUAUAAAGAACAGUAAAUUAGUUUAAUACGUCACAUUUAAAGCACGGUGGAGGAAAAAGACGUCAUCUUUCACUUUGAUGGUUCGAGACAUUAAAAAUUCUGAACAUGCACGGUUUUAUUAAAACAGUAUUUCACCUUCCUCCAUGGAAACUGCUUCUAUCUUCCAAUUUGAAUGUAAAAAUCAUGAGAAGUGAAAAAUUAGACAUAUUAUGGUUAAAACACCAAUAAAGACAUCCUGAGAAUUGAAUGUGUGUAGAUAAGAUCAGUGCUUUCACACAUGUGCUCCAAUAUGUAAAAAAAACAGACUCUGAAAAGUAUUAAAAUUCAGUGUGUAGAACAUGUUUAGUAAGUAUUUUGUGAAUGAGUGUAUGUUUUAAAGUGGUACCUGCAGAUGUGUCUUUAAAAGGACACACCAACAGGUAAAGUGGGGUCGCAGGCAAGUAGAUUUCUGAUCCAAUUCGGCUUAAUCGGAAAGAAAUUAUAUUCCGAUCAAGAGGGGUGGUUUAUGCCGAUCGUUGUUCCAAAACGUGUCCAUGUCCAACACUUAUUCCGAUCAUGACUCUCUCCCAUUAUUAAUACUCUGGCAUAAAACUCAACCGCAGGUGUCGUGUCUGUUCCUCCGAUAACAUAACAAGGCGUAAAUACAGCGUAAUGAUGUCACAUCUGCACGCACAGUGCAACCUUUGACAGAACGGUAAAAUAAAUAUGCAAGGGCACCAUCUAGUGACAAGAUUUAACAGAGGGAAAACUCCUGAACUGGAUGGAGUGAACCACUACCGUGUUUGUUGACAGCACAGGCGUAAAUACAACUCUUCAUCUUCUGCGGUUGUUUUAGCGAAAUCAGACAGCUCUGCAUAUGUCCGAAUGCUUCUAAUCUGAAUAAAACUUCAUGAUCAGAUUAUUUGAUUUUGCACCUAUAUAAACAGUGGACUCAGAUUAUCCAAUCCCUCAAAAUUUUCAUCGGAUCAAGAAAUUUUGUCCAUGUAAACACAGCUAGUGUUGCAGUUUUCACACGCACUAAACUCCAACAUUUCUUCUGCAGCUUUCAGGAUGAGCUGCAUUUGUGCAAAGCGGAAUUUUCCAACUUCUCUGGCUUUUUUGCACCUCGCCCCCUUCUAAAUGUACACAAGUUAAGUGAACUAACGUGCAAAAGCAGCAGGAAAAUGUCAGGAAAACUCGCAUUGAGGGCAACAGGUGGCGUCUUUCUGCACAUAAUGAAUAAAAUGAAUGUUGUGCAAAUAAGCGUCAGGCUAAAACGAAACAGCAGUACAGUAAACCUGCAAUCAAGAGACCAUUGAGGACUCCUGGACUGAAAAGUUCUUCUUCCUCAGAGUUCCUGUCGCACGUGCUGCUGUCCUGUAUAUCACCUCAUUGAAAACCUCACCAACAUUUGAAGGAUCUCUCACCACGACCCCGAGAAGCAGCCACCAGGGCCGUGACUCAGACAUGAAAUAUUGAUGGCUUUGCAUCCUAAGUUAUUCCAGGGACAAUAACGCACAUGUGGAGAAGGCGUAGCGAUGAAUCAUUGAAACCCUGUGCAACCGCGUCCCUUUCAACUUUUCUUUCCGGAACAUUCGUGGCCUCUCCAUGCGCUGUGACGGCAUGAAAACAGUAUCCUAUACACCCAGAAUUUAUAAAUACUAUAUGUGCUGUGGCUUCUGUGCAGGUUGAACUUCAGCAACAUGUUUCACUUUAUUACAAAACUUAGAAUCUGGCAACUUAAUGACUCUCUGCCAAAUAAAUUUCCUCGACGCACAUAAUAACAAGACAAAUAUCAACAUCUGUCUUAUCUCUGUUAAAAUCCUGUAUUUCCUUUUGAGUUUGCAGCUUUUUAUCAAGCUAAGGUGGGCUCUUUCUCUCCCUCCUCUUCUGCAAAAACAAAAAAGCUCCUCUCUCUGUCAUGUGUGGCGAAUUUUCUCCCGUGCAGAGCAGGAGCUACCUCCGUCAAACGCCACAGUUAGCGUUUAUUGUCCUCCAGCUUGUUACAACUGCCUCUUGACCCAGGGGAGAAACGCUUCGUCGCCUCUGACAUGAGUACCGCAAUCAUGCACCUGGAAACCGUCUGGCCCCGAAUUGGAACUUAUUACCUGUGUCACCAAGGCCCUGGGCUACACUUAGAGCCAGUUUGUAUUUUGGAGAAAGAUUGCCUCUAUAUUAGAAAUGGGUUUGUUUUGUUAUAUUGUAAUGUAGUUUUCUUAAAUCAAGUUUAUUUCCACUCCCCUCUUUUUACAGUAUAAUUUAUGAUAAAUGGUUUUAUUCGUUCGACAGGUUGUACGAUGUCGGGGGCCAGCGGAGCGAGAGGAGAAAGUGGCUGAGCUGCUUUGACUGUAUUCAGGCUGUUUUGUUCGUUGUGGCUCUCAGCAGCUACGAUGUGACGCCGGUGGAGGACCCUUCAGUGGUAGGACUGACCGAUUAGAAAGCACACAUUUUUUUUACUCAGCAGUUUUUGUUUUAAAAGUCGGACUUUUAUUCUCAUAUUUUUUUGUCUUUUAUUAGAAUCGGCUGCAGGAAAGUCUUGAACUUUUUCAAUCCAUCUGCACCAACUUAGUUUUUCAAAGAGUAUCACUGGUGAGUCUGUUUAGAAAGCAAUGAUGAACAUAUAAGGUCUUUAUCUUUAUUGUUUUCAGCUCACUGAGAUUUCUCUCUUCACUUAUUUGUGGUUGGUUGUGAUUCAGAGUCCAGGCAGGCUGUCAGUUUUCCCUGAGCAGGAACAGUUUCUGUACUAAAGUGGUAAACACAGAAAUGCACACGAGUUAGAGACGUCUCUUCACUCCAUCGCUCUGUUUACCAGGAUCUGAACUGUUGCAUUCAAGGACAGGCUGGCUGAGAGUUUUCACAUUUUUGAUCCCUCGGUAAUGAAGUAAAGGAAAUGUUCAGUGUUCUUUCUGUCAGUAAAUAUAUUUACAGGAGUUUUUAUUCCAAUAGAUUUUUUUGUUUUUCUGUCAAACUUCCACCAACGAGCUAUCAAUCUAGUCAUCUCUUAAAAGGAUUUUUUAAAAUUUAUUAUUUAUUCUUUCUUUGUUUCCUUCCUCCCUUCUUUCCUUCCUCCCUCCCUUCUUUUAUUCAUUCCAUUUCCUUUCUUCCUUCCUCCCUCCCUUCCUUCCUUGUUUUCUUCCUUUUUUUCCUUCCUUCCCUGUUUCCUUUUUAGUUUCUUUCCUUUCUUCAUUGAUUGAUGUCUUUCUUUCUUUCCUUCCUUCCUUCCUUCCUAUGAAACUAUGAUUCGAUUCAACUAUAAGUCAUCUAUUAAAAGGAUUUAAUUUAUUUUUCUUUCUUUCCUUCCUUCCUUCCUUCCUUCCUUUAUUUCUUUCCUUUCUCUUUUUCUUGUUUUCUUUCUUUUCUUACUUCUUACUUUCUUGUUGCAUUUUUUUUUUCACUUUCUCCCCUGUUUCCUUUUUUGUUAUCUGUCCUGUCUUCAUUGAUUGAUUGAUUGAUUGAUUUCUGUCUUUCUUUCUUUCUUUCUGUUCCAUCGUCUUAUAUUUUAGAAUAAUGAAUUAAAAUUUCUUUUGGUUUCCAGAUUUUUUUCUGAAGUGAACACUUCCAUACAAUAAAAUUUGAUAGCACAAAAUUCUGAUUGGAAUCCACACAGCUAUGGUCACAGUAGACGAUGUUUUUAUUUUUUUACUUUUUAUUUAAACCAAUAAUAUGAUGAUGACUUUCUAAUAAAUUAAGCUACUUGAUAUAAUCAAUUGAAAAAAAAUAAAAUAAAAGAUAUUCUGUCUGAAUGUAAUUCUCUUACGGAGGAUUUUGCAGCUUUUUUUUGUGAAUCGACACUUUAAUAAGUCCAGAGAUAGAAAACCACAGCCUGUGCAUUUCUGCAGAGCAAAUCGCCUCUGCUCUGUGUCCCCCUGUGAGUGGAUCAAUUCGAUUCGGAUAAAUUCAGUUAUUUUUGGCUGCUGUGUUUUUUUUUUUACAACAGCUAACAUUAGGUCAUUUUGUCCACUCGCUCCUCUGUGGCUGUGAUUCAUUUCAGAUCCAUGAGUCAUGAACAAACUUCACCAGAAGGCGUCCACUUUUUAACGCUUUUAUCGUGAACUUUUUUCUCUCUGCUGCAGAUUCUGCUAAUGAACAAAACUGACCUCUUCAAGGAGAAGAUCCUUCACUCUGGGAGACACUUGAGAUUUUAUCUUCCAGGUUAUAAAGGUAAUGUUGGAGAGGGUCUGCUCUGGCCCCACAUUCAUCUUACUGCAAUACCUGUUGACCGGUGCCAGAAGUUGGUCGAGUCCAUGUACCACAGAUGUGAAGCGGUUAUCAGUAACCAUGGUUAUGCAACUAAAUAUUAGUUUAGGAUUCUCAGGAAAGUUAAAUCUUCAAGCAUUUCUUAGUUUAUACAGACAUUUUUGAGUUUGUAAAGAAAGAUAUCAACACCGCUAUUUUUUUUUUACAUUUUAUUUCUUAAUUUUCUUCUUUUUCCAAUUUUCUUUUUUUGAAAUAGAAUGUGCAGUGUCCCCAAUGCAUUUGUUUCCAUUAAAAUACAAUUUAUUUGAAGAAUUUUAAGGUUUACUCACCUUUUUAAACACACUGCUAUUAUUAUGAACAUAACUGUAUAUUUGCUGUUUUGUUUGCAAUCACAUUUUUCAGUAUGAGGCAGUUUAUGGGAAGUAAAGAAAUUCGAUAUUUUUCCACAAUCUGAAAUCCCUACAGAAAUUGUUUGCGUGUGUCUCUGCACGGUUUUGCCGCAGAGGUCGCUGAGUCCCAUCUGUCUGUUGGAUAAUCAAAAGUCCUUCAAUCCAGACACAGUCCUCUGUUUGUGUGUGAAGCAUGCUUUCUGGUUGGCUCAUGGUCACACAUACAGUAUUUGAAAAACUGCAAAGAAAGUGCAACCCAGUGUCACUUGUUAUUCUAGUAUGAAGAAGAAAAACUGGAGUCCAUAUCCUCAUGGGAAGUCGGUGUCGUGGUUUGUCAAUAAGUAAUGACUCGUUUCUUCUUCCUUCCUCUCGACAGGAGCAGAUUGUGACGCGGUUGCUGCAGCUCACCACAUUACCGCCAUGUUCUCGUCGAGUAUCAGCAACCCCGACAAACCCGUGUACCACCACUACACCACCGCCACAGACACCAACAACGUACAGGUGGUCUUCAACAUGGUGGGGGAGCUAAUGAUCAAGGAGAACCUGGAGGCUGUGGAGCUGCUGUAGAAGUCUGCGGACGACCUUUACAUUUUUAACGUAAACAGUUUUGUUUCUGCCUUUUUUAAUGAUGAGGUAAAAUAGUGUAUGAACCGCACUUUUUACAGUUUAUUUUAUAAUAAUGUAAAUAAAUUAAUUAUUCAUGA
This is a messenger RNA of Xyrichtys novacula (pearly razorfish), 11186 nucleotides long. The record is from the annotation of a GenBank genome assembly. NCBI's taxonomy places the organism in Eukaryota, Metazoa, Chordata, Actinopteri, Labriformes, Labridae.